Penicillium mononematosum is the source of this 861-nucleotide messenger RNA. RefSeq lists its product as uncharacterized. Lineage: Eukaryota; Fungi; Ascomycota; Eurotiomycetes; Eurotiales; Aspergillaceae. The transcript has 5 exons. Bases 1 to 861 code for a protein of 286 amino acids. The record is from RefSeq and is a predicted model, not a curated record.
AUGGCCCAACGGCUUGAAGAAGGCCAGCAGGAUCCUUUACACAUAUUUUUUGAGUUUGACGACCCUCUUCGUCAACAACUCGUCCAACAAAUCGUCCACGAUGACGAAUUUCUCGACCUCGAUGUUCUCAAGAAAAUGGCGAACGCGCGAACCACGGACGAACGAGACAGACGCACAAACGACUUGAGGAGGGUCUCCCGGCUAUACGAUGUUGCUGGUGUUUGGGCUUAUGAGGAGAGGAAAGAGGAGGAUGAAACAGUUGAUCUCCCACUCGAGAGUGGUAUUCGUGAUGGUCAUCAGUGCGUAGUGACAAAGCGCGGACUGCCAUUGAUUGAGAGUGCCUACAUCCUGCCGAAGAAGCUGAAUGGCACGAAUAAUCUAUACCUCGAGACAGUCGAUUACUGGAACUGGCUUACCGGCUUCUGGGGUGAAGAAAAAGUCAGUAGGUUGCAAAGCCUGCUGCUAUCAGAGGGCACAAUGGACAUGGAGCGACUCUAUAACCGGAUCACUCUGGAAGUCAUGGACCGAACCGAGAUGCAAAUCUCGCUUCAUUGGCUGCCUCUCAAAGAGAACAUGCCAGGGGUGGCAAAGCAUGCUCGGUUCGACUUGGUCUCGACUUUGGAGAGCCCAUAUCAGGAUCCGAAGUACCGACCUUGUGAGACUCCUGGGAGGAAUAACGUCGUCUUUCAUACAGAGACAGGAGUUAGGAUCACCUCAGGAUAUGUUUUCACAGUCAAGACCGACAACAAGGACGAAUGGCCACUACCCUCUAUGGAACUGUUGGAACUGAGGUGGCACCUGUCUCGCAUUGCUCAUAUGCAGGGCGCCGACGGUUAUUACAGCCCCUUUAUCAUGGAGUGA